Heterostelium album PN500 is the source of this 4077-nucleotide messenger RNA. RefSeq lists its product as uncharacterized. Bases 1 to 4077 code for a protein of 1358 amino acids. The transcript is spliced from 3 exons. NCBI's taxonomy places the organism in Eukaryota, Evosea, Eumycetozoa, Acytosteliales, Acytosteliaceae. The record is from RefSeq and is a predicted model, not a curated record.
AUGCCAAAGAUACAGGAAAUAGAAGAUAAAGAGGAAGAGAUCAUCUCUGUUGUGGAUGGAGAUCAACAACCAACGUGGCAACAGAUUGCUAAUACCUCGUUGAAACAACCAUCCACUUCAUCGUUGUUAUCUAGAAACUCAACGAAAUCUACAAACUCUACAAAUUCAUCUUCAUCAUACACUUUGAAAUCAGUCAAACAUGACGAUGAAGAAGAAGAGGAGGAAGAUGAUGUUGAAGAUGACGAAGAUGAAGAAGAGGAAGAGGAAGAUGAUGUUGCUGAUCAAUUAGAUGAUAAUAACAAUAUUGAACAACAACAACAACAAUCAAAUGAGAAUAGCAUCGAACAACAACAACAACAGCAACAACAGUUUGAUGUUGAUCAUUCUAAUAUUGUUAAUAAUAGUAACAUUGAAAAGAAAAAGAAGAAGAAAAAGAAGAGAUCUUCUGCUACCUCUCCUUCUAUCAAUAACAAUGUCGAUAGUAACAAUAAUAAUCAGCAACAACAACAGCAGAUUAAACAAUCACCACCUUUUGCAGCACAACAACAACAACAACAAUCAGUAAAAUCUAAAGAGAAAAAGAUGAAUACUGGUUCACAAGAGGUUGACAAGCAGUUGUUACGUGAGUUCUGGAUCAGUUUGACUGAGGAUGAACGUAGAGAGUUAGUGCGUCUUGAGAAGGAAUCACUGCUGAAAAAGAUGAAGGAUCAACAGAAACACACUUGUUCAUGUAGUGUCUGCGGUCGAAGACGUGUCGUCAUCGAAGAGGAACUGGAGAUGCUCUACGACUCCUACUACGAGAAGCUAAAGUACUACGAAAAGAUGAACGAUAAGGUGUCCUAUUUAAUCGAUCUUAAAGAUAGUCAGCAACAACAAGCACAACAACAAGCACAACAGUUUCAACAACAAGCGCAACAACAGCAACAACAACAACAACAACAAGUUGGUCAACCAUCUUCACCACCUCAACAACAGCAACAACAACAACAACAACAACAAACUUUAUCUUCACCAGCACCAGCACAAGCACCACCACUGACAACAACAACAACAACACCUAAUCAACAACUAAAGGUGGAUCUGAGUAGUAGUGAUACCCUUGGUGGUGCUCGAUCCACCUCCAAGGCAUCGAUACAUUUUUCAACUCACAAGCAAAUCAUAAAGUCAAAGAAUGGCACUACCAUUAGAACUACUUCCACUUCAUCAUCGGAAGAGGAUUUCCUGAAAAAUGAAGGUAAACACUUUAUCGAACUGAUGGAGAAGCUGGCAGAGAGACGUGUGAGAAGAGAGGAGAUAUCGGAGCAGAUCUUUGACGAUUCCAAUUCACCUUCGAUCCUGACAGAGGAUGACAUGAACAUUAGAAUCGAGGAGACACGCGCUUAUGGUCAUGCCGGUCACGGUGGAAAGCACCACAUCAGCAUGAACAUAAACCUGAACAAUGGCAACAUGAUCAACGGAAGCUACACUUCGACAACCACGCGACAUCACCACAGUGGUGGAAUGUCAACGACAACCACUCAUAAUCAUCACACUCUAGGUCAGAGUCAUGGUCAUCACACUCUAGGUCAGAGUCACAGUCAUCUUAAUAGCAAUAAUAAUAACAAUACUCUGCAACAGCAACAACAACAGCAGCAGCAACAGUUACACUCCCAUCAACAUCAUCACCAUCAUCAUCAACAACAACAACAACAUGCACAUCAACAUGGUCAUGUAUACGGACACACCUCUCAGCAACAUAAUCAUAUUCAUCAUCAGCAUGUCGAUGGUUACUCCUCGGAAGAUACCAACGACGAUGAUGAAGAUAUAGAGUAUGAUGAUGAUGAAGAGGACGAUGACGAAGACUAUGAUGAAGAGGAUGAGGAUAAUGAAGAGAUCAAAGGCGAUGAAUAUGAGAUUCAUGACGAAGAGGAGGAAGAUGACGAUGAAGACGAUGAUGAUGAGGAAGAUGACGAUGAUGAAGACGAUGAAGACGAUGACGACGAUGAUGAAGAUGAUGAAGAGAAACAAAUGGAAGAAGGUAGAAAAAUGUUCCAAGUCUUCGCUUCUAAAAUGUUUGAACAAAGAGUAUUAACUGCUUAUAAAGAGAGAUUAGUACUGGAAAGACAAAAACAUUUGUUGGAAGAGGAAGAAGAGAAUGAAAGAAAAGAAAAACUAUUGAGAGAGCAAAAGGCAAGAUCAAAGAAAGAGAGAAUCGAGAAACAGAAAGAAUUGGUACAGAAACAAAAGGAAGAGAAGGAGAGAAAGCAAAAGUUAAAGGAAGAGGAGCUACGAAUGAAAAAGCUGGAAGAGCAAAAGAAAAUGGAAGAGAAGCAACGUGAAAGACAAAAGAAGAAGGAGGACGAAGCCAGAAAGCGUGAGGAAGAAAGAGCCAAGGCUGCCGAGAAACAACUUGACCCCAAAGCUCACGAAAAGUCUGAGAAGAAGAAGCGUCAAGAGCAAGCCAACCGUGAGGCAGAGCUGAAGAAACAACAACAGCGUCUCGACAGAAAUAAGAAGGCACUUGAACAAUCGAAGCAACAGACCACCGCUGUCAAGGCACUUGUAAUCCUCCCAGAUGCUCAACAUCAAGCUCAACAAGCAGCUCAGCAGCUAGCUCAACAACAAGCAGCUCAGCAACAGCAACAAGCUCAACAGCAACAAGUUCAACAAGCUCAACAACAACAACAGUCUGUAGCCAGUAUUCCUUCCACACCUAUUGUUGUCGGCCAACAACCUCAGGUAUUGGUUCAACAAGUUCAAGUACAACAGUUACAACCACCACCAACAAUCAUUCAACCUCAACAACAUCAACAACAACAACAACAACCACAGUUCCAAUUCAAUCAGACUGUUCAACAAAUCCCAAGUCAACAAACACCAACACCAUCAGCACUGCCACCAACAACACCAAACAAAUUAAAACAAUCUACACUCAGUCCAAAAUCACCAAACUUUGUACCAAUGAUUCAAAGACUUAAUCUACAAAACACACCACCCAUCCCAAUGGUUCUACCAAAUCAAUCAGUAAAUCAAUUAUUGAAACCACCAGCAUCACCUACAAUCCAACAAACUUCAUUUAAUUUCCAACCUGAAAUAUUUAAUCCUGUAAGUGAAUUCCCAAUGUUGUCACCUUCAAUCAAUGGAAAUCAACCAAAGACAUCACCGAUGAGUGGUCUUCCUUUAUUCCCAUCGAAUGCCACCGAUAGCUUCUUGAAUGGUUUCCAAAGCAAUUACAUUGACAACAAUGACGAUGAUAUCGAUUCGAUUCUACAUAAUAUUCAUGUGCCACAGGCCAAUUCUUUGGAUAUUGGGGACAAGUUUUCGAAAUCAAUGAAUAUAUCUGAUAUCGAUGAUGAGGAAAUGUCAUCUGCAUCUGCGUAUUUCUUGAAGCAGAAUGGCAACAUCAUGAACAAUGUUAUCAGUCCAAAGAUUGAUCCCUACAUGAUGCCUCAGUAUAAAUCAAAGUCGAUUGCCUUCCACGAUCAGCAAAUCGAUUAUAUCAAAUCUGGUUUCGAGAGAAGCACAUACCCAAUGGGAAUCAAUGGUGCUCAACAGACCAUUACCACCACAACUACCAUCACAACCACAACGCCACCAACAACUGUCCACCCACCCAACGGAACUUCACUUAGUUUUAUCUCUGGUAACCAUUAUCUAUCGCAACCUCCACAAUCACCACAGAUGCAAUACAAUAGUAAUCAACUUGGCAAUAACAAUAAUGCUCUGAAUGGAUAUGGUAGUUCUUGGGAUAAUUCUCUGAAUAACAGUAACAACAACAGCAACAACAAUAACAAUGGUAGUUACCUUCCAAAUUUCUAUCUUGGUACAGCCAACAACAAUAACAACAAUAAUACUCAGAGAAACGUUUCGAAUGAUGGUAAUAUCUACAAUAAUAUUAACAACCUCAAUCAACUUGGAAUGCCCUCCUCAGCUCCAAUGAAUCAACAUUUCGCUAGAUCCAACAUUCCAACCUCGCCUAUCUUGGACAAUAGUAAUGCAUUCUUCCUCUCAAAUAAUCUUCCAUCGCAAUAUGUAAAUACUUUCUUGCAACAACAAGAUCAACAGUCUCAAGCUUCACGAUUCGCCAAUCUAUUUUGA